AUGACCGUCAAAACGUACCUGAUCACCGACUGCUAUUGUGUUUUCAUCGCAAUCCUCACAAUCGUCGGCAAUUCGUUGACGUUGUACCUGUUCUCCACGUGAGUAUUGUCGUCGAGUUGGGUGCAAAGUCCGUGAUUUCAGCGGACGACUGGAUUCUCGCAGAAAUUUGCGCAUCAUACUGUACAUGGCAAUGUCCGACAUUGGGUUUGCCUCUAUAAGUAAGUACGGGAAAGUGGGGUCCGUCUACAGUGGCCCGUUUUCAGUUCUCCCGCAAGUAGUCUACAUGAUAAUGUACUGGGAGCCAUUCAACGUGGAUUACGAUGCGAUUCUGAUGGCCGCCACCGGAUGGCCUCUCCCAAUGUUUCUGAAAAUAUGUCUAGGAUUGAAUGUGGGCGCUGCGAGCGAACGGAUACUCGUAAGUGCCACACUAACGCGUACCUUAACUUCAAUUCCCACAUUUCAGGCGCUCUACUUCCCCAUAACGUACCGCAAAGUGGACCAUGUGAACUGCUCCAACUGGCUCAUGUCCCUAUCCAUUCUCUUCGGCUCUUUCGACACUUUCCUCGCCGUUUUCUCGUUCCGAUUCGAGCCUCGCCUCAACUGCUCCUCGAUCGGUUGCUUCGUCCACUCGUACUUCCGUACCUACUGGGGAGCCUCUAAUAUGGUACCAGAUAUUAUCCAAUUCUCACAAAAUUGUACGUUUUCAGGCGUUCGGCAUCGUUAUAGUCGUGAUGAGUGUGUUUGUGUUUUUCAAAGUGCAAACGUUGGGACGGCACACCGUACUCUUGGGGACGACGCCGGCGGAGAGAAAGAGCACUUUGGUUGGUAAAGUGUGCAUGAGUAGCUUCACUAAAAUCCACAAAACCUAGCCAGAAUUGAUUCGUAAAGUUAAUUUUAACGGAAAAAGGGUCAAAAAUAUUGUGGGUCUGCUCAAUUUCCCACUUUCAGUCGACAACGCAAAAGUUCCGUCAGGCGAACCGAACCACAUGCGGGGUCCUCGUCAGCUGCCUCUUCUGCCUCACAAUUCCCUCUCUUCUCGUUUCGUUCAUCGAAACGCUGACCGGAUUUUCGGUUUUCGAAAAGAUUGGCGCGUUCUACAUCGCCUCCCUUCUUACCAGUGGUCAGUUUGCACAAAAAAUUGCGGCGUUUAACCGAAUAAGAUGGAUUUCUUGCAGGCUUCAUGAACUGUCUCAUCUUCCUCGUCCUGAAUGGCUCGGUGAAGAGCAAGAUUGACGCGCGGAGCCUUUCCGAUACGAUCGUCACUACCGUACUCAACUCCCGAUCCAAACACACCACUUUUGUCGAUUUGUCCUAG
Molecule: messenger RNA, 1315 nt
Organism: Caenorhabditis sp. 36 PRJEB53466
Lineage: Eukaryota; Metazoa; Nematoda; Chromadorea; Rhabditida; Rhabditidae
Source: the annotation of a GenBank genome assembly